AUGGUUAUCAGUAACACUAUUUUUACGAAACGACAAGAACAUCUCAUCACGUACAAGAGUGGUAGAAGAGCUAGCCAAAUAGACUACCUCUUGUAUCGUAGGAGAAAUAUGGUUGAGAUAAUAAACUGUAAGGUAAUACCAGGUGAUCACGUGACCAACCAACACCGACUGGUCGUGAUGGAUUUGAACAUCAAGGUAUCCCGAGUGCAUAGCACACCGAAACCUGGACCUAAGAAAUGCAAUAGAUUGAAGGAUCAGAAGAAGAAAAAAGAGUUCAAAGAGAGAGUACUCGGGCAAAUUAGCCAAGAAAUUGAAGAUCUAAACUCCUGGUGGAAUGAAACAGCGGAAUUUGUGAUACGUGCAGGAAAAGAGAUUUUAGGAGAAACUAGUGGAAAGAUCUGGAAAGAUAAAGAAACUUGGUGGUUCAAUGAUGAAGUACAACAGCAAAUGAAAGAUGAGAAUGGAAAUAUAAUUAGAACAGAACAAGGAAACAUCAAGAGAUGGGAAGAGUAUUUCUCUAAAUUACUGAACGAGGAAAAUGAACGGCUGAUCAGAGGUGAUGGAGACGCUAACCAGGGUGCAGUCUUGGAAAUAUCAAGGAUAGAGGUGCAACAGGCGCUGAAGAAGAUGAAAAACGGGAAAGCCACGGGACCAGACGGCAUCCCCAUAGAAGCCUGGAAAGCGAUGGGAGAGGAAGGCAUUGACGUGUUAUGGAUGCUGAUGGGGAAGGUGAUGGAUGAGGAGAAUAUCCCGACAGUAUGGAAAGAAAGUAUAUUAAUACCGAUUUUCAAGAGAAAGGAGAUGUCCAAAAUUGUGAAAAUUAUAGAGGCAUAA
This is a messenger RNA of Penaeus monodon (black tiger shrimp), 834 nucleotides long. RefSeq lists its product as uncharacterized. Bases 1 to 834 code for a protein of 277 amino acids. NCBI's taxonomy places the organism in Eukaryota, Metazoa, Arthropoda, Malacostraca, Decapoda, Penaeidae. The transcript has 2 exons. The record is from RefSeq and is a predicted model, not a curated record.